AUGGCUCCCGCUGCAGGCAGCGUGGACGAGGCAGUGGCGUUCCUGCAGAAAAGCAGCAGCACAGCGGGCUCCAGCGUGUUCGACCACCUCACCUCCGUGGUGCACAGGAUCCUGGAGGAGCGGCCCGCCAACGCGGUAGACAUUCUGGAGACCAGCCUGCUGGUUAAGAAGACGGCACCGCCUUCAAUCAAGGAGACUGCACCCAAGAAAAGCAGCCCCGAUGCGACCUCAAUCGCAGCGGCCACGGCUACCCUGCAGCUCUACAGCACUCCCGAGCCGGCCAUUAACGCUGAGACGGGCGAGGCGGAGGAGGCUGAGCCGCUGAACGAGUAUGACGCGGAGGACGUGCUGCUGGACGCCAGCCUGUACGCAGCAUGCGGGGUGGGGCUGGGCGCAGGCGAGAUGCACCGCGUGGCGCUGGCACUGCACAAGCUGGGGCAGGACCCGGCCAAGAACUGCGCCAGCGUGCGCUUCUUUGGCAAGCUUUUCGGGACCACCGCCAACUACUACGUCUUUGAGAGCACGCCCAAGGGCGAGGAGGAAGAGAAAUCGGAGGAGGCUGUGGCCGCGGAGGCUGCUGUAAUGUGGGGCCGCCCCCAGGACGGCGUGCCGCCGGAGGAGCGCAGCGGGGCCAACGCGUGCGUCUACUGGGUCACCACGCGGCUGGGGGGCCCGCUGACGCGGUUGCCGGACGUGACGCCGCUGCAGGUCAAGACGGCCCGCAGCAUUAAAAAGUUCCUCACGGGCAACCUUCAGGCGGAGGUGUCCGCGUACCCGCCUUUCCCCGGCGUGGAGGCCCACUUUUUGCGCGCGCAGCUGGCGCGCAUUGCGGGCAGCACGGUGGUGUGCCCCGCGGGCUACUUCACGGUCGGCGAGGAGGACGCCGGCCUCGAGAAGAACGACGAGUUCGUGGCGCCCGCCGCGGCCGACGCGGCAGCGCUCGAGGCCUGGGCGCACAGGACGCCACACAUCAAGAAACAGGGGCGGUGCGCGGUGUGGGUGGCCCCGCCGGCGGAGGACGCGGAGGAGGGCGAGGAGGAGGAGCGGCAGCCGAGCGAGGAGGAGGCGGAGGAGGGGCCCGCGCCGCUCACCACGCUGGACAACGACGCGGAGCUGCCGGCCGGGGGGAAGCCCUGGGCGGCCGCGCUCAGCUCGGACAUACCCGGGCUCAAGCACAAGGUGGCGUGUAUCCGGUCCCUCCUGUGGCCCGGCGCUUAUGCCAUCGCCACCCCUUCCGGCUUCUCCAACAUCUACAUCGGCUGGGGCGUGAAGAACGCACCCUACAGCCCGGCCUCGCCCCCCGUCGUGCAAACAGAAUACGAGCCCGCCGAGGGUGAGCCCGCCCUGGCUGAGUCCAACGAGCUGCCGCCCAAGCCGGAGCCCGAGGUGCCCGAGAGCCCGACCGGGGAGGAGGGCGAGGAAGGCGAGGACGACGGCGAGGAAGGGGACGAGGACGACGAGGGAGAGGAAGAGGAAGAGGAGGAAGACGAGUAG
Messenger RNA from Klebsormidium nitens, 1494 nucleotides. The record is from the annotation of a GenBank genome assembly. Lineage: Eukaryota; Viridiplantae; Streptophyta; Klebsormidiophyceae; Klebsormidiales; Klebsormidiaceae.